Messenger RNA from Lasiodiplodia theobromae, 2655 nucleotides. RefSeq names its product Transcription factor cys6 protein. Gene Ontology annotation, biological process: DNA-templated transcription; regulation of DNA-templated transcription. The record is from RefSeq and is a predicted model, not a curated record. NCBI's taxonomy places the organism in Eukaryota, Fungi, Ascomycota, Dothideomycetes, Botryosphaeriales, Botryosphaeriaceae. The transcript is spliced from 5 exons. Gene Ontology annotation, molecular function: zinc ion binding; DNA binding; DNA-binding transcription factor activity, RNA polymerase II-specific. The coding region runs from base 1 to 2655 and encodes 884 amino acids.
AUGAUGCCUGCGAAGCGCCCGCCGCCCUCGGGGGCCACGCCGGGCGGCACUCCAAAGCAUCCCAAGACUGAGCACCAGAGCUCCGACGACUUCAGCAACAGCGUCAAGAAGAAACUGUCCGCCUCGACGCGCACCGGCCAGGCAUGCGACCGCUGCAAGGUUCGCAAGAUCCGCUGUGACGGCCGCCCCGGCGGCUGCUCGCCCUGCGUGCAGAACAACACCGAGUGCAAGACCACCGACCGCAUCACCGGCCGCGCCACCACCCGUGGCCACACCGAGGCCCUCGAGUACGAGAACAAUCAGCUCAAGGGCGCCGUAUACGCCCUGCAGCAGCAGCUGAAGGAGCUUGGAGUCGAGCCGCGAGUCCCCUCGGGCUCGCAGCCUCCCGCGACCGGCUUCACUCCCAGUCCUCUCCCUACACAGAGCUCGUCGUGGCAGAAUGGCCUCUCCGACAGCCAGACAUGGGGCUCCACGCCCCCAGCGCCCUCGGCCGCCUCCUUAUCCGUUUCCAAUUACCCACACAUGACCGACACAAACGGCGCAGCGCGCGACGGCGAGACAGCCCACUUCCGUGGCCCCAACCUGCCCACCUUCCGAGCAGGUCUCCACGGUGACAACUACCUGGGCGUGUCGUCCGCGAACUCGGUCCUCAGCCCAAUCAAGGGAACGUCGUUAUCUUUCUUCGGCAUGGAAAUUGACUUGAAUGACUUCGUCCCGGACGAUGUCGAGGACCUCAGCAAUCCUGUCUCGUACCAGCACUUCCUUGCCGUCGCGCUGAACGCGCCUGGUUGCCCGCGGCCGAAAAAGGAGGAGCUUCCGGCAAGCUACAGCGAGUGCGCCACGUACGCCACGUGGUAUUUCCGUGGCUUGCACCCCUACGCCCCGGUCUUGUACAAGCCGCAUUUCAUGGAUCUGUUAUCACGCGUUUACAGCGAUCCCAGCUAUCAAAUGACGCCCGCCGAAGAAGUCCAGGUUCAGAUGGUCCUGGCUUUCAUCAAGUACCAGUUUUCUGCUCGCAAUGGCAAUGCCGAGUCGUUGAAGCAGGCACACGCUCACUACCGCUACGCGUUAAGCUUUUUCUAUACCCUGGUUAACAGCCACACCAUUGCCGAUGUUCAGGCUUUGGUGAUGAUUUGUCUUCAUCUUCGUAACUUCCCUAAGCCCAGCGCCACUUGGCUUAUGUCCUCUAUGACCUUCAUGAUUUCCGUUGAAUUGGGCCUGCACAGGUCCGCAAAAGCUUGGACAGACCUGGGACCGAAGAGGGAUCCCGUUGAAAUUGAGACGAGGAAGCGCGUCUUCUGGGUGCUCCACGGGUUGUACGUUGCGCUCUGCGGAAGGCUGGGCCGGCCUAUGCCUCUGCGUAUGGAGGAUAUUGACGUCGAGUUUCCGGAACCCAUUCACGACUACCUCCCUUCGGAAACCAACCUGAGCGAGUUCCGCAAGUGCUCGUUCCACGUCGGCCUUCAGGUCAUCCGAAUCACGACGAUCCACUCUGAGAUGUAUAGUACGAUUCACGCAGUGAGACAAAAUCCUGAGUACUACAUCACGCAUCUCCGAAGACUGGAAGACGAGCACCGCAAAUGGAGAGAGCAGAUACCCAUGGAGCUGAGGGAAGGGUCACGGGCGGAUUCGGAGGAUUACAUCUUCUCACUUUACGUCCAGUUCUGGGAUCAUGAGCUCAACCUGAUGCUUCAUCACCCGGCCAUGUGUCGUUCGAGGGAUCCCGAGCUCAUCAACUCCAACAUGACCAUUUGCCUCCAAGCUACGACGAAAAUGGUUCGCUGUCUUGAUGAGCUGAGGAAAUACAAGUGUCUGGAUGCCCCGUGGGUGAACUGCACGGCCUAUCUAGCGGCCAUGUUGACUACCCUCUUUGUGUACUCGCACCGCAAGGACGAAAUCACUUCUUCAGAGAUGGCCAAGCUCAAGGGCGAGAUGGACAUGUGGUGCAUGAUCAUGGACGAGUGCGGCACGAUUCUUGGGUCUGGAAAGCGGCUCGAGAAAGCCUGCCGAUCGAUCAUCGAUCAUACGCUCUCGAACAUCAACCAUCAUCUUGCCAAGAAGACGGCGUCUGCAGCUUCAGCAGUUGCAGCCAACGUGCUGAAGACGGAGCCAGAUGUCUCGCCACGCCAGGAACCCACUGCCACGACACCGUAUCCUAAUCCCAACACGACCCAGACGGGGAUGUCAACGUACCAGAAUGGCACAUCUGGCUACGAUCAAACCCAGUACAGCGUUCCGGGAUCCGACAUGAACGCGGUGCAUGCAGCAGCGGCGGCUUCAGCAGCAACGCAGGACUCCAGCGCAGCUUUCACGUAUCCACCAGGAAGCCACGGGUCGUUUGGGCAAGCGCAGAACCAGAGUGACGCAUGGCGGCAGUGGAUGAUGAGCAACGUUGGACCGCAAGAUUACCACCAUGCCUCGACGCUAAUGGCAUUGGGUCACACGACUGGGCGUGACAGUGCCGUGUCAACCGGGCCGGAGGACAAUCAAGGGAUUCCCGCAGAUAUGCACGCCAUCGCGGUCAAUGGGCUCCACUCGCCUCACCCUGCGGUGAGCGCGGCAGCAGUGGCACAAGCAGCGCAUUCACAGGCACAGCUGUGGCCGCUGAUGCUCUUCGACAUUGGUCAGCAGGGCGGACCAAACGUGACGCAAUGA